AUUUCAAAAGAUGCAAAAGGUGAAACCAAAAACUGAGACAAGUUUCGCUUUCUUCAUAAUUCGUUCGUUGUUGGGUUCCAUGGCGAGAGUGAAGCACACGCCAGCUUCGCUCAAAGUUGGUAAAAAAAAAGUCAGUCGCGCUUCCACAUCCACGCCACAGCAAUCGCCUGCGACAAGAAGUCGUAGAAGGGCUCAAGAAGAGGAGCCGCAGGAAGAAGCAGCAGCAGCAGCGCCACAGACUCAGGGAAGGAAGAAAAAGCGCAGUAAGCCAGGAACAGCGGCGCUUCGCGAGAUUCGUCAUUUUCAGAAGAGUUGCAAGCUUCUUAUCCCGGCUGCCCCCUUUAUCAGAUGUGUCAAACAAAUUACACAUCAAUUCUCUACGGAGGUGUCUCGCUGGACGCCUGAAGCUGUGGUAGCACUGCAGGAGGCAGCUGAAGAAUGUCUAGUUCACUUGUUUGAAGAUGGAAUGCUUUGUGCAAUUCACGCUAGGCGUAUUACUCUUAUGACAAAGGAUAUUCAGUUGGCUCGGAGGCUUGGAGGAAUAGGAAGGCCUUGGUGAAUGCACAAUGCCAGACGUAAACACCACUAUGAGUGCUUUAUGCGUGUAAACCUUGUUGCCAAAUUAGAGUGUUUAUUUGGUAUUAUAUAUUAGGAAAUGUAAUGUAACUCAUUUUGUAGUUGAGACAACAAUUAUAGAACGCAAAUUAAGAAUCAACCAUUAUAGAAUGGUUUCUACGAUGACUUUAAAUUGAUGAGUGACGAAAUGGUAUAAAAUUGUACCAAUGAAAUAUUUCAAGUAAUAGUUUCCAUCCAUAAUGUUGAUGAACAAAUAAAAUCUAUGUGCAUUCAUACAUUA
This is a messenger RNA of Vigna unguiculata (cowpea), 856 nucleotides long. Its product is annotated as histone H3-like centromeric protein cnp1. Gene Ontology annotation, cellular component: nucleosome. Gene Ontology annotation, molecular function: protein heterodimerization activity; DNA binding; structural constituent of chromatin. Lineage: Eukaryota; Viridiplantae; Streptophyta; Magnoliopsida; Fabales; Fabaceae. The record is from RefSeq and is a predicted model, not a curated record.